AUGCGAGUGCUUGCUUGCUUCGUCGCCGUCUUUGCGGAACAGGACUUGCAGGGCCGACAGAAAGCGUUUGCGAGCCGUGGUUACUACGGUGGGAUCGCGCCCCCGAUGUUUGAGCCUGCGUUGCCUGGGCGGGCGUUUGAGACUGCGGUUUACGAAGGACCUUAUUACGACCAGCCGGCGGCGGUGUUGUACGAAGACAAAGUGGUGGAACAGGUGAUUCAGCAGCCGGUACAGAUCUGUCCGCGCCAGGAGUACGUGUUGGUAGGAGAUGAGUGUUGUCGGGAGUUGCGCGUUGACUGUCGCAUAGACUGCCCGGCGAGCUUCCGCUAUGACGGCUUCAAGUGCUUCCAGUUCUACGAACCCACUAUUUACUGCCCUGUCGGCCACCUCAUGGGUUCCCACUGCCACCACGUGGAGUACGUCGAAGCGCGUUACGAAUGUCCGCUGGACACCAUUGUGGACGUUGACGGCAGCUGCUUCGCCAUAGAGCAGCUACCACCGGUUGAAAUCUGUCCCGGUUCCACUAUCCGAAGCAAGAACGGCUGUCUGGCGGUGGAGUACAGCGAGCCCGCCUUGGUCUGCCCUCCCGACACUGUCCCUGAUGGGAAGCGGUGUCGGCGCGAAAUAAUUAACUGGAAGAUGAAGAAGGGUCGCCGUCUUUCGGAAGAGGGGGAAGACGAAGAGUUGGAAGCCAUGGGUAAGAGGAAUGCAUUCGGAUAUGAGGAACUUUCCUUCGGUGACCUGUACGCCGAUAUUUCGAUCGCGGGUCCGGUGAACGAGUGCCUCUAUGGAGACUGUCUUGGUGAAUGGUUACCCGCAACUCCUGAAGUGAAAAUCAAGACCAAGAAAGUGAAGCAGCCGAUUGUGAGUGAGCAGAUGAAAUGGGAGAAGGUUAAGGUACCUGUGACUACGGCUAAGGUGAAGGACGUUAAGGUCAAGGUUCCUGACGUGAAAGUCAAGCCCAUCAAAGAGAAGCCUGCCAAGACUCCACACGAAGUCGUCAAAGUCGUUACUCAAGCUGCCGAAAAGGUCUGCCCCUUCGGUCAGAAACACGGUAGCACUUGUGUUGCCGAAACGAUCGUGCCUCCUGUCCUCGAAUGCCCUCUGCCUGGCCUUGGACCCAAUUGUUCACGCAAGAUCCCCGUACCUUCCGUCCCCGUCUGCGCUUCGGGUGACUUGAUGUGCGAUGCAGUCUCCUGCCGCUGCGCCACCUACCAGGAGCUGUUGCCCGAAACCGCCUGUGCCGGCGGCCACCGUCUCCUCGACGGCCACUGUAUCAUCGAAGUCGCCGCCGAAACACUCUGCCCAAUCGGUUUCUUCCUGGACUCCGACGGCACCUGUGUCCGAGCCGACUGUGAACCCGCACUCAGCAUCGUCGCUGUACCCAACCCCACCAAAGCGGUCGUCCAACCCAUCUUCCCUCAACCCGUCACCCAGCCACCUCCCAUGGUCGCGCCCAUGCCCAUGUACGGCCGACCCAUGAUGAAAAAGGGCAAGAAACUCAUGGACGACAGCGACGAAUACUAUUACGAAUAG
Molecule: messenger RNA, 1536 nt
Organism: Gregarina niphandrodes
Lineage: Eukaryota; Apicomplexa; Conoidasida; Eugregarinorida; Gregarinidae
Exons: 1
Coding region: 1-1536 (511 amino acids)
Source: RefSeq, a predicted model, not a curated record